AUGCCUCGUCGAUCUUUUCUCAUUGCUAUUAAUACAGGUGGAAUCGUAUUAGGUGCUUAUAGAUAUCAUAAUAAUUUGCCUGUUCUGCUUGGCUUCAUAUUAUCAUUUGCGGGUAUUUCCCCGGAUAAGAAUGUAGGCGUUUACUGGCAUGCCGAGAUGUUAGGAAUUCAUCCGGACAUACGCAACCAACAUAUUGGCCAACGAUUGCUACUAGAAUUACGCGAUUAUGCACUAUCCAGAAACAUAAAGUUAAUCAAAUAUAAUUUUGAUCCGACUGAGACACGAAAUGCUCAUAUCUACAUUAGCCGAACGGGUAGUAUCGGACGAAAAUAUUCGUCUAACCAUUAUGGUUCGUUCUCAUCUUCAGGAAAUCCGAGUCCAUUUGCAGGUCGACUUCAUAUGGAAUGUUGGCUUGAUUCUCCACACACUCGCCGAUGUCUGGGCCUGGAAAUACCAAGUGAACGUGCUAUUCCCAGACCAAAGAUCAUUGAUGAAGUGGCAGUUCCAUCCAAUAUGGAAGAAUGGAAACGCACGAAAGAUGUACGUGCUAUCAAUGCUUACAACGUAAUUGAUAAAAAUCUAUCGGCAGCCUUUGAUCGCGGACUCAAUGUUCUGGGAUUCCGUAUUGAGCCUGACGGUACCUCAGUUUACGAGCUUGGAGUUUUUAACGCAAAUGACUCAUGGUGGUGUCACAAUCUGUUGCUAUUUAAUCUUUUAUCCAAAGAAACACCGUAUCAUUAUUCGAUUAAUGGUUUGCCAAUGUCGACUUGA
Rotaria sp. Silwood1 is the source of this 771-nucleotide messenger RNA. Lineage: Eukaryota; Metazoa; Rotifera; Eurotatoria; Philodinida; Philodinidae. The record is from the annotation of a GenBank genome assembly.